This is a messenger RNA of Williopsis jadinii, 1002 nucleotides long. RefSeq lists its product as uncharacterized. Gene Ontology annotation, cellular component: plasma membrane; cell cortex of cell tip. Gene Ontology annotation, biological process: fungal-type cell wall organization. The coding region runs from base 1 to 1002 and encodes 333 amino acids. The transcript has a single exon. Lineage: Eukaryota; Fungi; Ascomycota; Saccharomycetes; Phaffomycetales; Wickerhamomycetaceae. The record is from RefSeq and is a predicted model, not a curated record.
AUGCAAUUGAAUUUAAAGAAUUACUACUUUUGGAUUGCUCCACUACUGUGCACUGUAUUGGCCAUUAUCCUUUCGGGUGUUCAGGUGUUUUCAAACCCCUCAAGAAGUCCUCAAAGAUACUUACUUGAAUUCGAUAUUUCACAGGCAAACUUCAGUGCUUUGUACCCAUUGACGCCAACUCCAGAUGAAGAAUUGACCAUAUCCAAUACAAGCUUCACGGACAAUGUUUUCCGUUUUGGUCUUUGGGGUUACUGUUCCGGUUCUCGUACCGUCAACAGUGCCGGCUUGGUGAACACAGGCUCCUACAGAGCCAAUGGUUGCACAUCUUCCCAUUCCCAUUACAAGAUUGAUAUUCCUGCCUUGCUGUCGAACAACUUUGAUACUCCAUCAGGUUAUAGCCUAAAUGAGGACUGGCCACGUGUCAGUAAGUUGAACAGAAAGGCAAAUACCAUUUAUAACAGUGCCCUUGGUGGAUUUGUCCUCGCAUGUCUGACGACUGCUCUGUUGCUUAUUGGUUUACCAGUUGGUUUCUUCUUCCCAUUCGCCCUUUAUGUUGUCUACAUUGUUGGUAUGGUUUUCACAUUUAUCCAAUGGAUCUGUAUGGUUGUCGCCAGUGGUACCGCUCAGAAGCUGUUGGACGAUUUGUCCAAUACAUACACCAGUGAAACAUACAGAACCGUCGCUGAUAAGGGUCAUACCUGGUUAGGAAUCUCUUGGACGGCAUUUGUCUUCAGUGUGUUGCUAUUCGUUUCACUCUCUAUUGCUCUUGUUGGUAAGAUUAUGAUUGACAGACGUGAGGCAAAGCUACAACAACCUUAUGAUGAGACCGAAGCCAACAAGGAGGUUGCUGGUGAUGUUACUAGUGCACAACUCAGUAAUAACGCAGGCACAGAGGUUGGAGUAGACCCACAGCAAGAUUUUUAUGCCCAACAACAAGGUGAAUACGUUGUCGACCCACAGCAGCAACCAAUACAGCAGGUUCCAGUCCAACAACACCAAUGA